UGUGACAUUCAACAUAAGUUUAUUCCUUUGAUUCAUGAUAUGCCUCGUGUGUUGGAGCAUGCACAGACAUUGGUCAAAGGAUGCCAAGGCUUAAAGUCAAUCCCUAUCAUUGGAACAGAACAGUAUCCACAGGGACUUGGCAAGUUGGUGGACCAGGUCAAUCCAUCUCAAUAUGAAGUGUAUCCCAAGACCUUGUUCUCCAUGUAUGUUCCCUCUGUUAAAGAUAGAUUAAAGACAGACUUGAAGCAUGUCAAAUCAGUGAUCUUGACUGGAAUAGAGACCCAUGUAUGUAUACUUCAAACAACAUUGGACCUUCUGGAGGAUGGUUAUGAGGUUCAUGUCGUUGAGGAUGCAGUGAGUUCACAGAGAUUGGCCGACAAGGUUACAGCCAUCGAGAGAAUGCGACAGAGUGGAGCAUUCAUCACAUCAACAGAGAGUGUUCUAUUCCAACUGGUGAAGGAUGCCAAGGAUCCACUAUUCAAGAACGUCUCUGUAUUGAUGAAGGAUCACAAGGAUAGACUUGCCAAG
This is a messenger RNA of Acytostelium subglobosum LB1, 528 nucleotides long. RefSeq lists its product as hypothetical. The record is from RefSeq and is a predicted model, not a curated record. The transcript is spliced from 2 exons. Lineage: Eukaryota; Evosea; Eumycetozoa; Acytosteliales; Acytosteliaceae. The annotation marks the transcript as partial.